AUGGCUGGUGAUUUCGAUGUUUCCCAGAAGGCUCUCGAUGAUGGGGUUCCCGUCUCUGGGGAAUCUGUGUUCUUGCAUGGAGAAUUGGAUUUGUGGAUUAUGGAAGCAAGGUCUCUUCCAAAUAUGGAUUUAGCUUCGGAAAAUUUGAGAAAAUGUUUUACUAUGUUUGGGAAUUGUGGACCACCCUUAGGCACAAAAAGUAAGAAUUCAGGCAAGCAUUCAAACCGGCAUUCAAUCAUAACUAGUGACCCCUACGUGUCCAUUUGCCUAAGAGGGGCUACUAUAGCUAGAACUAGAGUAAUUUCCAACUCCGAAAACCCUUUGUGGGAUGAGCAUUUUUGUGUACCAGUGGCUCACCCUGUUGUGAAAGUGGAGUUUCAGGUCAAGGAUAACGAUGUUCUGGGUGCUGAGCUAAUUGGAGUUGUGGGAAUAUCUGCAGAAAAGAUACUUUCAGGAAAUACAAUUAAUGGUUGGUUUCCUAUAGUUGGACCUUAUGGGAAUACUUCAAAACCUUAUCCUGAAUUGCAUCUUUCUGUUAAAUUUAGAUCAGUUGAGGAGAACCCCCUAUAUAAGGAUGGAGUUGGUGUUGGACCUGACUAUGCUGGAGUUCCAAAUACGUAUUUUCCACUUCAUAAAGGAGGGAGUGUGACGCUUUAUCAGGAUGCACAUGUGCCUGAUGGGAUGCUACCUGAAAUUUUACUUGACAAUGGGAAAGUUUUUCAGCAAAACAAAUGCUGGGAAGACAUAUGUCAUGCAAUAUUGGAAGCUCACCACUUGGUUUAUAUUAUUGGGUGGUCCAUAUACCAUACAGUAAAGCUUGUGAGGGAGCCAACACGGCCUUUGCCUUCUGGAGGAGAACUUUCCCUUGGGGAACUGAUGAAGUACAAAUCCCAAGAAGGGGUUCGUGUGGUUAUGCUCAUCUGGGACGAUAAAACUUCCCAUGACAAACUUUUUCUGAAAACGGAUGGAGUUAUGCAAACUCAUGAUGAAGAAACCAGAAAGUUCUUCAGACACUCAAGUGUCCAUUGUGUGCUUUGUCCUCGUUAUGCGAGCAGUAAGCUUAGUGUGUUCAAGCAACAGGUUGUGGGAACCCUUUUUACCCAUCAUCAAAAGUGUGUGCUUGUUGACACUCAAGCUCCUGGGAAUAAUCGGAAAAUUACUGCUUUUAUUGGUGGUCUGGAUUUAUGUGACGGCAGAUAUGACACUCCUGAGCACAGGCUAUUUAAUGAUCUCGACACUGUCUUUGCAAAUGAUGUUCAUAAUCCAACAUUUAAUCCUAGUACAGAAAUAGGUAAGCCUGCUAAUGCCAAUUUGGUAUCCUUCCAAAGGCAAGUGAAAGCUCCAGUAACUCCAACGCCCUUCGACCAGUCCCCUUCGGUGGAAGAACUGGCUCUUAGGUGGGGAACAAUAAUAAGAACAGCUUCAGUGGAGAAUGUGUCUUGUGCCGGUGGCCCAAGGCAACCAUGGCAUGAUUUACACUGUAAAAUUGAGGGUCCGGCUGCUUAUGAUAUAAUGACCAAUUUUGAACAAAGAUGGAGAAAAGCAGUAAAAUGGAGAGAUUUUAAGAUAAGAAAGGUCAGACACUGGCAUGAUGAUGCCUUGCUAAAGCUAGACCGGAUCUCGUGGAUACUGUCUCCGUCUUCUAGUCCUGAUGGUGACCGUGUUGUACAUGUUACCAAUGAAGAAGAUCCUGAAAAUUGGCAUGUACAGGUGUUUCGAUCAAUAGAUUCAGGGUCUGUCAAGGGAUUUCCAAAGGAUGUUAAGGAAGCCGAGGCACAGAAUCUUGAAUGUGGAAAGAACUUGAAAAUUGAAAGAAGCAUACAUGCAGCGUAUGUGAAAGCAAUAAGAUCAGCACAACAUUUUGUAUACAUAGAGAACCAGUAUUUUCUUGGAUCUUCAUAUUACUGGCCAUCAUACAAAAAUGCAGGGGCAAAUAACUUAAUUCCUAUGGAGCUUGCCUUGAAAAUUGCUAGCAAAAUAAGGGCGAAUGAACGUUUCUCUGUGUAUAUUGUGAUUCCAAUGUGGCCAGAGGGUGAACCCACUAGUUCUGCUGUACAGGAAAUACUUUUUUGGCAGGGGCAGACGAUGGCUAUGAUGUACAAAGUUGUUGCCCACACUCUUGAAAAGGCAGGCCUUUCCGAAGCAUAUCACCCACAGGAUUAUUUGAAUUUUUAUUGCCUUGGUAAGCGCGAAGCUUCAUCUCCACAAAGUAGACCUCAAGCUGAUCUGUCUACUGAGAGCGGCACAUUGGGAUUAGCUCAAAAGUUCCGCAGAUUUAUGAUCUACGUCCAUGCCAAAGGGAUGAUAGUUGAUGAUGAACAUGUUUUAAUGGGAUCUGCAAACAUAAAUCAGAGAUCUAUGGAUGGUUCAAGGGACACUGAAAUUGCUAUGGGAGCUUAUCAACCAAAUUACACUUGGGCAGGGAAGAAUAUUCAUCCUCAUGGCCAGGUGUAUGGGUAUAGGAUGUCUCUAUGGGCUGAACACCUUGGAACCCUUCAAAACUCUUUCCAUGAGCCACAGACUCUUGGAUGUGUUAGGAAAGUCAAUCAGAUUGCCACACAAAACUGGAAGGCAUUCGUGGCGGAGGAUCACAAAGAAAUGAUGGGGCACUUGAUGCAAUAUCCUAUUCAAGUAAGCAGAAGUGGAAAGGUGAGUCCACUGCCCGGUCACGAAAGCUUUCCUGAUGUGGGUGGUAAGAUUAUGGGAGCACCUACCAAUCUCCCUGAUGUGUAUGGGUAUAGGAUGUCUCUAUGGGCUGAACACCUUGGAACCCUUCAAAACUCUUUCCAUGAGCCACAGACUCUUGGAUGUGUUAGGAAAGUCAAUCAGAUUGCCACACAAAACUGGAAGGCAUUCGUGGCGGAGGAUCACAAAGAAAUGAUGGGGCACUUGAUGCAAUAUCCUAUUCAAGUAAGCAGAAGUGGAAAGGUGAGUCCACUGCCCGGUCACGAAAGCUUUCCUGAUGUGGGUGGUAAGAUUAUGGGAGCACCUACCAAUCUCCCUGAUGUGCUUACCACAUAACAAUUUCAUCAAAGAUUUAAGCUAAAAUGCUAAAUGAAACAUAACUGUUCAAACCAC
This is a messenger RNA of Ilex paraguariensis (yerba mate), 3078 nucleotides long. Lineage: Eukaryota; Viridiplantae; Streptophyta; Magnoliopsida; Aquifoliales; Aquifoliaceae. The record is from the annotation of a GenBank genome assembly.